Molecule: messenger RNA, 1873 nt
Organism: Syngnathoides biaculeatus (alligator pipefish)
Lineage: Eukaryota; Metazoa; Chordata; Actinopteri; Syngnathiformes; Syngnathidae
Product: myelin protein zero-like protein 3
Exons: 6
Coding region: 468-1226 (252 amino acids)
Cellular component (GO): membrane
Source: RefSeq, a predicted model, not a curated record
AGUGUAACGACUUGGAAAAUGGACUCCUGCCUUAAAACAAACCAGUCAAGAAACAUUUCACUUUUGUCAUCACUCUCAUUUUAAUAGUGUCUCUAUUUCCUUUCUUGGCUCCCGAGUAACGUACGAGCAGCAGCGGCAGCUAAUUGUUUCUGUUAUGUUCCAUAAUUACCGAUCAGGCACUGCGGGUCUUUAACCGGAUAGUUAAUAUGGCCCUAAACAUCAUUAUUGGCUACUGGCUUCUAAUAUCUCCUGCGAGCCAGUUGAGUCGUGUUGCCGACGCGUUCGCCCAAGUUGCUGCAUCCGCCGCACUUCCUGAUCCACCUGUUUGUCAGGUCGUGCUCAAUUCGCUGCGAGUCACGCCGAGCCCCACAAUGGAAGGAAUUUCCCCAAAUCUUUGACGCAUACUGCAUACAUAUUUUUGGGGCGUUUUGUGUCUCCCGCAAGUCGAUGUUUCUUGGACCCCUAAAAUGCAUCGAGUGAUCCUAAGGAAUAGCUCGCGGGAAGCGCUGUUGCUGUUCCGUUUGCUGCUUUUCUUGGCUCCUUCACUCGUCUUGUCCAUCACAGUGCAUUCUCCAGCAGAGCUUCACGCAUCCGCAGGAGACACCGUCACGCUGUCCUGCACUUUCACUUCCAGCAGUCGACCCACAAGCAAGAUGACGGUUGACUGGUCCUACAGACCUCAGACUGGUGGGCCGCCGCACACAUUCUUCCACUUCUCUUCUCGUGCCUUCCCUUCUCUGGAGGGUCAGUUCAGUGGGCGUGUUCAGUGGCGAGGAAGCCCGGCAAGGGGGGAAGCCUCCAUCUCUCUGAUCAAUUCCACACUGAAUGAUAAUGGAACCUACACAUGCUCAGUCAGAAAUCCCCCAGAUGUCCACGGGAACCCGAACUCACACACAGUACUCACUGUCACUCCCAAGGCACCCAGCAUUCGCUUCUCGGAUGUUACAUUCCUCCUGUUUUUCAUCCUCAUCCCUUCGGCCAUCAUCGCCCUUAUUCUGAUUGGUCAGAUGCUCUGCCCCAAGAGAGAGCGCAGCCAAUCCAAGGGCUACAGAUCAGCCAUAGAGGUCACAGAUGGAGAGGAGUAUGACAACAACCGAGUGGGGGGCAAAGAGACAGGGAUCAUGUGCUGUGACAUAUCCAUGACGGAUUCCGAGAGUGAGUACGAGUACCACAACGUGAAACUGAAUGCACCUCCUACUGAAGGUUAUGCGGAAUCUCAGUGCUAGAGAGCUUGCCCACUUGUAGAUGUUAAGGUGUGCCGGUGCCUUGUAUAGGCUUUGUACCGAAUGGAAAUCAAUGGUGAAUUCAUGUACUUCUGUGCAUGUGAUGUCAUGAAGGAAAAUGCAUUUUGUCUAAUUUAUUGCUCGUGGCAUAGCUGCUGCUGUCUUUAGUUGUCACGUUUGUUAUUUUUUGGUAGUGAAAUAAAAUCUCGAUUUGCAAUGGAGCUUCAUGUUAUGGCUGUACAUAAUGUGUAUAUAGAGAUAGGAUGACCCUUGAAUUUUGUGAAUUUUUUUUUUUUUUAUGGGGGAGGGGUACAAAUAGUCCUUUUCAGAUUUAUAUUUUAGAAACUCACACUACAGUACAUUUUUGAUGACCAGAUGAUUUUCACUUAAUGAAGAAACACGCCUGACUUUUGGUGAGAUGCCUUGUCAAAACUAGAUAAUUAGGACGUAUGAAUAGUCAUUCUGUUGGUGAAGCAAAUUGCAUACAGCGGCACUUUCCUCCUAUCCUUAUUGAUCUGUUCAUGAAUGGAAACGUUCAAUAUUCAUGACUGUUCCUAUUUCUUUUAAAAACUCCCAAGGACAGGCUGGAGUUGUAUGACAGAGUGAUUAUAAAGGCUCACUAAUAAAACUGUAGAGAGGAAAAAAAAAAA